GCAAUGUAAAGAGAUGUAACUAAAAAGAACAGGCCCAAAAUACAUAGGAAAUUUAUCUUGUGAAGAUUGCCUCAACUGGAAAAUAUCUCUAUGCCGCAUCACACUGCGCACUCUGGCACUACAAAUACACGUUUGAUUUCUUUUUCGUAAUUCAAGAUGUCGAAGAGAGGACGUGGUGGGUCGGCUGGAGCCAAAUUCAGGAUAUCCCUGGGUCUACCAGUUGGUGCAGUUAUCAAUUGUGCCGAUAAUACUGGUGCCAAAAAUUUGUAUGUCAUCGCAGUACAAGGAAUCAAGGGCCGCUUGAAUCGUCUGCCAGCGGCAGGAUCUGGCGAUAUGAUCGUAGCCACUGUGAAGAAGGGAAAACCUGAACUUAGAAAAAAGGUGAUGCCUGCGGUGGUCAUACGGCAACGGAAACCAUUUCGUAGGAAGGAUGGGACAUUUAUAUAUUUCGAGGACAACGCCGGCGUGAUUGUCAAUAAUAAGGGGGAAAUGAAAGGAUCAGCUAUUACGGGACCUGUUGCGAAAGAGUGUGCAGAUUUGUGGCCAAGGAUCGCAUCCAAUGCCAGCAGUAUCGCAUAGAUCUAUAUAGAAUCCUGUGUAUCCAUUACAAAAAAAUAAAUCUAAUACCCGUACUUUGAUCCUUGA
Camponotus floridanus (Florida carpenter ant) is the source of this 645-nucleotide messenger RNA. It is a transcript of the gene RpL23, whose product is annotated as 60S ribosomal protein L23. Bases 157 to 579 code for a protein of 140 amino acids. Gene Ontology annotation, molecular function: large ribosomal subunit rRNA binding; structural constituent of ribosome. The transcript has 4 exons. The record is from RefSeq and is a predicted model, not a curated record. NCBI's taxonomy places the organism in Eukaryota, Metazoa, Arthropoda, Insecta, Hymenoptera, Formicidae. Gene Ontology annotation, cellular component: ribosome; cytosolic large ribosomal subunit. Gene Ontology annotation, biological process: translation.